AUGUUCAACGUGGAGGAUCACUACGGUGCACACAUGAGAAAAGAAACCAUCAGGGCACUUUCCCAACCAUUUUCACUAACAAAUAAAAGCGCUAAAACUUCGAAAAAGUCGCAAAAGAAUAGGGCAAUACCUAAGGUCGAAAGGGAAAAAAUAAAGUACAGAGAUUUUGUUGAGAUAGGUAAGAUGUUCACAGACUAUCUGACAGCACUGAAAGGAUCGAUGAAUCCAUCCGCCUUUGUGAACAAGAUAUACAUGUGUGAACUAACUGGUGCAGAAAUUAAAAUCGUAGGAGGAAGUACUGGCAUCAUAAUUGAAGAACGAGCCAAUUCCAUAAUUGUUGUUUUAGAGGACGAUUCGGUGAAGACCUAUUUGAAGAAAACGACUGAUUUCAUAGUCAUCCACGACGGAAUAGAAUACAUAUUUAUUGGAUCUGGAAUGAAGCCCAACAGGUUUAUAAAAAAAUAA
Encephalitozoon hellem ATCC 50504 is the source of this 465-nucleotide messenger RNA. RefSeq lists its product as uncharacterized. Bases 1 to 465 code for a protein of 154 amino acids. Lineage: Eukaryota; Fungi; Microsporidia; Unikaryonidae. Gene Ontology annotation, molecular function: ribonuclease P RNA binding. Gene Ontology annotation, cellular component: ribonuclease P complex; ribonuclease MRP complex. The record is from RefSeq and is a predicted model, not a curated record. Gene Ontology annotation, biological process: tRNA 5'-leader removal; rRNA processing. The transcript has a single exon.